Molecule: messenger RNA, 1024 nt
Organism: Dermatophagoides farinae (American house dust mite)
Lineage: Eukaryota; Metazoa; Arthropoda; Arachnida; Sarcoptiformes; Pyroglyphidae
Biological process (GO): regulation of transcription by RNA polymerase II
Cellular component (GO): nucleus
Molecular function (GO): DNA-binding transcription factor activity, RNA polymerase II-specific
Source: RefSeq, a predicted model, not a curated record
ACAUUCCUUUUUCCUAUUCUUGAAUAUUCGAAUUUGAUGAUUUAAAUAUUGGAUUUUUCUUUAAAAAUAUUGAUACUUGAUAUUCAUCAUUAUUUUUCGCCACAAUGUUUUCAUCGUCCACAAAUGACUAUGUUGAUAGAUUUCUAUCAGUAUUGGAUCAAAAUGAAAAAAAUUUGAUGCAAUUUUUGGAAUCAUCAUUGGCUGAUGAAGAAUACAAUAAACUUUUGGAUGAAUAUCGACGUCAAAGCAUUAUGGAAUCAACAAAUCUUUCUGAAUUGGAUCGCAUCGAAAAUCGUUAUAUUGAGGUUGAAUCAUUAUCAUCAUCGGAUGAUGAAUACGGUGAACGUAUUGACAAUGAAAAUCAACUACUAAAUAAUAAUAUACAUAGAAAUCGACCGAUGACAGUGGAUUGUUCAACACAGACAGAAGAUACCAUGGCUACCAUAAGUGAUAAACAUUGCGAAAUGAUAUCCGAAUUGGAGCAAAUGAAAUCUCAAUUUGACAAUUUUUCACAACAAAUCCAAUCUUUGAAUAAUGUUUUCAACCAUUAUCGACAACAAUCACCGUAUCAACAAGACCAACAAACAUCGGUUACAAUGAAUGUGGCAUCUACAAGUUCCGGAGAUAGUUCGAUCAAUAACAACAAUAUAAACAUGAUGGAUGAUCGGAAAUUUUCCUGUCCAAAAUGUCGAUUCAAAUUCAAAACAAGAGCUACGUUUAGUCGUCAUUUAAGAAGUCAUCGUCCAGGUCAAAAAUAUUUCUGUGAAAAAUGUGGCAAUCUUUUCAAAAAUAGAAUAACUCUCCGCAAUCAUUAUCUUUUACAUUCGAAUUUGAAACCAUUUAAAUGUCACAAAUGUAAUGAUAAAUUUAAACGUCAAGAUUAUCUUCACUACCAUAUGAAACGAUACCAUCCUUAAAUUGUGAUUAUGAUGCUGUUGAUAUGAUUCACAAUAGAAUUUGUGGAAAUUCCAACCCAUCCAUAAUGUAAUUAUAAUACAUUGUGAAACGUAUGAAAAAUAUCAUU